Molecule: messenger RNA, 933 nt
Organism: Morus notabilis
Lineage: Eukaryota; Viridiplantae; Streptophyta; Magnoliopsida; Rosales; Moraceae
Exons: 9
Coding region: 1-933 (310 amino acids)
Source: RefSeq, a predicted model, not a curated record
AUGGUUUCUUAUUAUUUGAAUUUGUCAGGCUUGUUGGCUAUAAUUAUUGACAAUGAAGAUAAUGAGUAUGAGAUAUACAGGGAGUUACUUCCUGUACUCUCUAAAGCCCUCAAGUCUGGACCUAAACCCUUAAAGGAGUUGGAGUGUUUGGCUAUAACAAGCUUGUUUGGUUCAACUAGGUCAGAGGAAACUGAAAAUGCCAUGCAAAUACUAUGGAAUUUUAUUCAAUCCGAUACUAACCAUUCAUCAGAUGUCCUCCAUGCUGCUAUAUCUGCCUGGCUGUUUCUUGUUGCAAGCUUGGAUGGAUGGAGAUUCAGCUACAAUCGUUGGCAAGGGGCGAUUUCUUAUUUCUUGAAUCUAUUACAGAAUGGUGACCCAUCAUUGUCUUUAAUAGCCGCUGAAGGAUUGGCACUACUAUUUGAAUCAAAAAUCAUUGACAAGUUUUCCUUCAAGGAACAAAAUAGUUCAACACCUAUGUACACAUACACAGAAGAAACAUUUAAAGGUGUUGUUUUAGAAAAAUUACGUCUUGCUCUAGAGCAGAUAACUCAUCAGAAUGUUGCCGAUAAAAUGAAGGUCCAAUAUUUGCGUACUUUGAACUAUUUUCAGUUCAACUAUCUGAAAUCCUUUCUAGGAGAUGAGGGAUUUUAUAUCCACAUGAAGGAAAAUGAAAAACUCCAAGAAAUAUUUGAUUUUACUCCCAGAAAAAUUUCGAGGCCAAUCCAAGAUUUAUACACACCCGUUGCGGAAGAGACCAGUAUUAAUAAACGUUUUGUGUUCGAAGAUAAACAUAUAAAGCGCAUAUCAAAGGAUAAAAUAGCGAAAAGAAAGAAUAUGAUAAAGGGUCUAUUAGACAAGGAAAAAACAAUAUCGAUGACCAAAUAUCGGAAGUCCGCAGAGGAGAGGAAACUCAUGGGGCUAUGGAAUGAGUAA